Messenger RNA from Cladophialophora carrionii CBS 160.54, 2637 nucleotides. RefSeq lists its product as uncharacterized. Bases 1 to 2637 code for a protein of 878 amino acids. Gene Ontology annotation, molecular function: zinc ion binding. The record is from RefSeq and is a predicted model, not a curated record. NCBI's taxonomy places the organism in Eukaryota, Fungi, Ascomycota, Eurotiomycetes, Chaetothyriales, Herpotrichiellaceae. The transcript is spliced from 2 exons.
AUGUCGUAUGAGCCGAUGGGCCCUGGGUGGAAGGAGAUACCCCGAGAUCUCGAUGAACUUCCAGACACCACUGUGUAUCGAUCUCCUCGCCGAGUACGAGAGGCCCUUGAAGAACGGAACGAGCCUGUUAUCGAAGUGUCCGAUGACGAUGAAGCCGAAGGCGGCCAACCUGCAGAGCUCCCCCCUGCUUAUCGAGUUCCUGCAGAAGCCGGCAGAGAGGUCAUUGCAAUCGACUCAUCCAGCGACGCUGAUGGCUCGGACAUGGAUGUUGUCAUACUGCCUCCUGCUCCUACUCACAAGCGAUCGCGCGCAGAUGGCAGCUCUCAGGACGGUUCUCCUCAUCCACCAGCGCGGACUGGCAUGAAACGUCGUGCACCUCCAGUUGAUCCACCUGCCUUGAUCGACACAGCUCCGCUGCAGAUGCGUCCCAACUUAGAACUCAGACGUGAUGAACCUGCCCCCGACCAAAAACUCAGACAUGAUGCAUUGGCUUCCGAUUUAAAGACCCAACAGUAUGCCUGGCCCCCCAACCCUACUCUGCCCGUCGCAAUCCCCACAGCAUCCGGCUCAAGUCAUCCUACAUACCGCAAGUCAAAGCCUUCAAAGAAGAAGGAAGAACCCAAGGAACCACCAUACUAUGUCGACAGCCGGCUCGAGGUAAAGAUGUAUCGAGGGCCUGGCUAUGAACGCUUCCCGGUUGCGCUCGGCACCGUCGAAGGCCACCAGGAGCUCUGUGAUAAGUGGGACGCCGAUCUUGUUACGAAGAGAGAAAAGAGACUGGCAAAGCUACAACGAGAACAGAAGAUGGGCUACAUGACCUAUGACAUAGAGUCAAGCUCUGACGACGACGUUGCAGUCGAGCACAACGCCGCUUUGCAGAAACGCUGUCUUGACAGUGUGCUUGAUGUCUUCCCCGAUAUCGAGCGUGCCUUCGUCCAGAAGAAGAUUCGAGAAGAACUUCCAAAGUCACGAUACGUUGAGGAUGACGACGACGAUCUCAUUGUUCUUGGACCGCCACCUCUUGCUGAGAAAAUCAUCUCCGAGAUCGUUGAACUCAAGUCUUAUCCGAAAGAGCGCAGUUCCAAUGCCACAGCUAGCAAGACGAGCUCAGCAGUUGAUGGUACAGGGAUCACAAUUACAUGGAACCGAACGCUUCCGAAAGACGACAUGUAUAUGAAAGAUGCCACCAUCUUGAUUGCGAAGCACUUCCCGCACGUCCCAAGCCACUUUGUUGACGCGAUGGUAAAAGAGAAGAAGUCAAUCUUCGAUACUUACGUCGCUGUCCACGAACUGGAAGACCAGUACUACACGGUCCAUGCUAAGCCUUACGCGCGUCGAAAGCAACCAAGACCUGACCUCGAGAAGAAAUAUCUGUUGAAAGCCAGUGACCGCCGCGUCCCAGGAGAGUAUGCACACCGCGUGAAUGAACUGCAAGCGGCGAAACAGUACGUCAUGCGUGAAGAAAUCAAAGAAGCCGCGAGAAAGGCAAAGGAAGAAGCCGAAGCGUUGAACUUGGCGGAACAUAUUCAGUCUGGCGCCAUCAUGGAGUGUCAAUGUUGCUACGACGCCCAGGUACCUCUCAACCGCGUCGUGCCUUGCACCGCAGAGGUUCCGCACAACUUCUGCUUCACGUGUGUGGAGGGGCUGGCGGACACACAAGUCGGCAUGUUGCAACAUGAGAUGCUUUGCAUGGACGAUAGUGGCUGUGAGGCAAAGCUUUCCCAUGAAGACGUCGGCAGAGCAAUCCCCAUCACCACCUUCGAUCGCUUGGAACUCAACGAACAGCAAGCUGAGAUCGUGGCCGCCAACAUUGAAGGACUGGAACAAUGCCCGUGCUGCGAUUACAAAGCCAUCUGCGGAGAUAUCAAAGAAGAGCCGGUCUUCUUCUGUCAGAACCCAGAGUGUUCUCGCGCGACCUGCAGAAGAUGCAAGAAGGACGAUCAUGCACCAAAGACCUGUGAAGAAGCCAGUGUGGACAAGGUCUUGUCAGCGCGACAUCUCAUCGAAGAAGCCCGCUCAGCAGCUGUCAUCCGGACAUGUCGAAAAUGCGGCGCGCCAAUACUCAAGGAGUUUGGUUGCAACAAGAUGAGUUGCACACGAUGCGGCAGUGCCUUUUGCUACGUUUGCAAUGACGACAUCACCGACUUCCCUGGUGGUUCUUACAAUCACUUUGGUCCAAAGUGCAUCCUCUAUGACGAGCCCGGCUACAACAGACAUGAAAAGGAGGCCAUCGAAGCCGAGAAGGAAGCUAUCGCGAAAGCCAAAGCGAUGAAUGCCGAUCUAGAUGAGAGCCAGUUGCGAAUCGACCCUGAGAUCAAAGAACCGCGCACUGCUGCCAUGCAAAACCUCCUCGACCACCCUGCCGGCGGUGUCUUCAUGCGCGACAUCAACAAUCGUGCCCUUCGAAUCAACGACCAGCAACUGCACAUGCAGCAGCUGCAGGCACGUGUCGAGCAGCUCGAGGCACGACGGCCAGAUCGUGAGGUCGGCCAGAUCCUGGCCGAGGCUCGUGCACUGGCCGGGGGGUUUGGGAUGGACAACAUCCCACCCCCCGAGGCCAGAUUGCAGCAGCUUCGGCAGCUGCAAGAGCUGCAGCGACGUGCGCGGGAGCGCCAGGGAGGCCGUGGCGCGCAAUAG